Messenger RNA from Limulus polyphemus (Atlantic horseshoe crab), 588 nucleotides. RefSeq names its product heat shock protein 67B2-like. The transcript has 4 exons. Lineage: Eukaryota; Metazoa; Arthropoda; Merostomata; Xiphosura; Limulidae. Gene Ontology annotation, cellular component: mitochondrion. The record is from RefSeq and is a predicted model, not a curated record. Gene Ontology annotation, molecular function: thiosulfate-cyanide sulfurtransferase activity. The coding region runs from base 136 to 507 and encodes 123 amino acids.
UUAGAUAAGUUUGCAUGAUUCGCGGUUGUAUGGCAAUGAAGGAGGAGGUGGGGCGUGACAAGCACCAAGAGUUACACAAACAGGUUGAAGUUGAAUGAGUCCCGAGUUGUACGCCUAGCGCGUUGGUUGAAAAAAAUGUCGUGCUGCUCAGAAAAAGAAAUUAAGUAUGAUGAGCUCUGUAACCUGGUGAAAGCCAAUAAGAUGACUUUAAUCGACGUACGGACAUUUCAGGAACUAAAAGACGUAGGCCUAAUACCUGGCUCCCUUAAUAUACCACUUGCUGAAGUAGAAGAUGCCUUUCGUUUGCUACCCAACGAGUUUGAGAAAAAAUAUGGGUCUUCUCAACCUUCUAAAAAUGACGAGAAUAUUAUAAUAACUUGUAGGUCAGGUCGAAGGGCUAAAGACGCCAUACAGAUACUGGAAAAACUGGGCUACAACAAGAUUCGUUGCUACUGUGGUAGUUUUCUCGACUGGGUAGAGAAAGGUGGAAAGGUUGUUUUUCCAUAAAUGUCUACGUUUUAAAAGGAACUUGUGUUACAUUAUUUCUCUUUAUCAUGAAGCUAUUAAUAAAAGAUACUACGAAAUAUA